Molecule: messenger RNA, 1493 nt
Organism: Sesamum indicum (sesame)
Lineage: Eukaryota; Viridiplantae; Streptophyta; Magnoliopsida; Lamiales; Pedaliaceae
Source: RefSeq, a predicted model, not a curated record
UAUUCCUUUUCACUCUCCACGCUCCACACUCUUCCCAUUACCGCCCGCACCGCAUUUCUGCAUUUCUUUCUUUCUAAAACCCUCCUCUGCACCAACACUCGCCGGAAAAAAUAUUUCUCCAACAUUUAAUCACCAGGAAAAAUGCCGAUGAUAUCUCAAACAUCAAGUGCCAUCAUGUUGUCGUUCAAAGUUCUGCUAAUAUCCACCAGCGUUUUAUCUACGGCGAUUAUGCUGAAAUUUUCUGUUCCAGCAAUCACGGAUUUCGCUGUUUCUCAAGUUCCUUCUAUCUACAACGGCCUCGUUUCUUGGCUCAGGCCGCCCUAUUUGUACCUCGUCAUCAACUGCAUCAUCAUCACCAUCGUUGCUUCCUCCAAGCUCCAGUCAAGGAAGGAUGAAGUUUCACUGUCGCCUCCUCUGCAGCCGUUGGUUGUCAUGGGUCAGGUCGAGCCGCAACCUGCGGCGCCGCUGCCUGUUAAAAGUAUCCCAACGGAUUAUUCAGAAGCGGAGUACAAAUACAACGGCGUCGUGUUGAACGAGUCCAGCGGUUACGAUGUGAAGGUGGAGAAAGGAUUAGAGUUCGACACGUACGAGCACGUGGAUGCGAGUGGAAGUACAAAAAGUGAACCGGUGUUUAUUGCUAAUGCUGCUGAUGGUGGUGUCGCUUUUGCGGAAGACGCGGCGAGCAAUAAGGAGAACGAGUAUGUUAUUGCUAAAUCGUCGUGGAAUAUGGCGGAGAGUAGAUAUUUAACAGAAUAUUCUCCGUCAAAUGUUAAGCCGCCGGUUUCUGCCAGGUUCGGUAACCGGAGAAACGUUAAAACAAGUCCUGAAGGCAGCAGAACAGUGUUGGGAGUGGCAAAGCCCAAGAGGCACGACACACUGGAGAGCACAUGGAAGACGAUAACUGAGGGGCGCGCAGUCCCGCUGACCAGACACUUGAAGAAAUCCGACACCUGGGAGCGGGACAGCCACCUCCAUGGCCACCACCAGCUGCUGGCGAAGACUACUCCGGUGAAGACAAUGACAAAAGCAGAAACCUUCAAUGAUCGGACCAACACUCGGAGCCCAUCUUCUGGUGACGGGGGGUCGGGGAAGCUGAAGAGGGAGGCGUCGUUGAGCCAGGAUGAGUUGAACAGGAGAGUGGAGGCGUUUAUCAAGAAGUUCAAUGAGGAGAUGAGGCUUCAGCGACAGGAGUCUCUUAACCAGUACAUGGAGAUGAUCAAACGCGGCUCGUAGUCGAGGGACAUAGCACGAAAUUGGGAGUCGGGACAAAUUUUUGGGGAAGUGGGUUGGAUGAGAAGAUCGGUAAUAGGAGUUUUAUAUAUAUAAGGUUUGUUGUGAAUGUGAAUGCACAUAUAUAGAGAAACUCUCUCUUUGAGAAAAUGAUGGGGGAGUUGGGGGAAAUCACUGGAGAGUGGCACAAUUAGGAUGUUUCUUCAUGUUUUACAGCAACACUUCUGUGGCAGUUUUAAAUUCAUUUCACUUGUUUAUUAUUA